AUGGGCACGGCUUGCUGCUCUGAAGCCAAGCAGGGGCAGAAGGAGCAGCUUGCUGGGUCCCAGCCGGUGCAAGCCGGGGCUCCCGCCUCCCAGCAGAAGGCGAAAAGCUCCGCGCAGCCUGGAGCGCCGGCUGCACAAGCAGAUGGAGAUGGCUACAACUAUAAGGUCUUCCCGGAUGGCUCCAGAUACGAAGGUCAGUGGAAGGAUGGCUUGAAGCAUGGGAAGGGCCGCUUCAUCUACCCCGACGGCGACGUCUACGAUGGAGAGUGGCAGGAUGGCAAAGCACAUGGUCAUGGGACUUAUACCUCCAAGCAGUCGAAGUAUGUUGGCGAGUGGCAGAGCGAUUUGAAGCACGGCCAAGCUGUCGAGGAGUGGGAUGACACGUCCAAGUACACCGGGACCUACUCCCACGGGCAAAAGCACGGCAAGGGCAGAUUCGAGUGGCCAGACGGCUCCGUUUACGACGGCGAGUUUCGCAACAACAAC
Messenger RNA from Symbiodinium sp. CCMP2456, 486 nucleotides. The record is from the annotation of a GenBank genome assembly. Lineage: Eukaryota; Dinophyceae; Suessiales; Symbiodiniaceae.